This is a messenger RNA of Indicator indicator, 1719 nucleotides long. RefSeq names its product solute carrier family 15 member 3 (gene SLC15A3). Gene Ontology annotation, biological process: transmembrane transport. Gene Ontology annotation, cellular component: lysosomal membrane. The record is from RefSeq and is a predicted model, not a curated record. The transcript has 8 exons. Lineage: Eukaryota; Metazoa; Chordata; Aves; Piciformes; Indicatoridae. Bases 1 to 1719 code for a protein of 572 amino acids. Gene Ontology annotation, molecular function: transmembrane transporter activity.
AUGGCCAGCACGGGGGACGACGGGGAGCGGAGUCCCUUAGUGGGGACGGGGACAGCCCUGCAGGGCCCGGGCGCGGCGUGUGUGGCCGUGCUGGUGGCGGAGGCUCUGGCGAGGGUGGCUUUCUGCAGCAUCUCCACCAGCCUGGGGCUCUACCUCAGCAGCAGCAGCACUUUCGGCUGGGGGGUGAGCCGAGCGUCCCAGGCUGCUCUGCUCUUCCUGGCUGCCUCUGACCUGCUCUCCCCCGUCGGGGGCUGGUUUGCCGAUGUCUACCUCGGCUGCUACGGCAGCCUGGUCCUCAGCUUCUCUGUGUGCCUGCUGGCGAGCUGCCUGCUGCCCCUCACCGCCACGCUGGACGGGCGGCUCUCGCUGUGCGGGCAGCCGCCCGCUGGCACCCUCCGAAACUGCUCCUGGCCCCAGGAGGGGACGUGCCAAGGACGCCCCCCCGAGCUCUAUUGUGCCCCCACCAUCUACACCAGCCUCCUGGUCCUGGCCUUGGGAGUCAGCUCCAUCAAAGCCAACCUCAGCCCCUUUGGGGCCGACCAGGUGAGGGACCAGGGUGGUGCUGCCACACGGUGCUUCUUCAACUGGUUCUACUGGAGCAUCAACAUUGGGGCUGUCUUCUCCCUGCUGCUGGUGGCCUUUGUCCAGCAGAACAUCAGCUUCCUGGCUGGCUACCUCAUCCCUGUUGCCUGCCUGGCCUUGGCACUCUUCAUCUUCCUCCUGGCCACCCCCACCUUCAUCAUCAAGCCCCCCAGAGGCAGCCAGGUCUCUUCGAUGAUCAAGUUGGCCCUGAAGAACUUUGGCUGUGCCUGGCUGGGGGCCGUCAGGGCCAGCACUCAGCGGUGGGAGGCUGAGGACCUUCUCCCCAGCAGCAGAGGCCAGCCUGGAGCCCCUUCACCCGAGGAGGACCUUGCCAACUUCCAGGUGCUGGCCCGGAUCCUGCCUGUGAUGCUGACCUUCAUCCCUUACUGGAUGGUCUACUCACAGAUCCAGUCAACUUACCAUCUGCAAGCUCUUCACCUCCACAUCCCCAGCAUCUUCCAGCACGGUCCCAGCACCCCCCAGACCUACACGUUCCCAGCUGCUUGGCUGCUCCUGGCCAACGUGGUGGCCUUGCUGGCCUUGGUACCCCUGAAGAACCACAUCAUCGACCCCUUCCUCGCCAGGCGGAAGCUGCUGCCCUCAGCGCUCAAGCAGAUCACCCUGGGCAUGUUCUUCAGCCUCACCUCCGUCCUCACAGCAGGCUUCUUGGAGCGGGAACGGCUGCGGUACGUGCAGCACGGCCAGGUGGUGCCACAGCUCAUUGGCAAGGACCUCUACCUGGCUGCCACCUUGCCAGUCUGGUGGCAAGCCCCUCAGUACCUUCUCCUCAGCAUCAGCGAGCUCUUAGUCAGCAUCUCCAGGUUGGAGUUUGCCUGCACUGAGGCCCCCAGGUCCAUGAAAGGAGCCAUCAUGGGGCUCUUCUGCUUCACCUCUGGGCUGGGCUUCCUGCUGGGUGAGGGGCUGCUGGCCCUGCUCUCACAGCCCACCCGCGGGUGGAUGCAGUGCCCAAAGGACUCUGGGAGCAUCAACCACUGCCGGAUGGACAACUACCUCUUCCUGCUGGUGGGGAUCCAGUCGGUCAACUGCCUCCUCUUCAUCUGGAUCACCAGGCACUACCACAGCCACCCAGCACUGCUGAGUGCCCCACACCCCUCCAUGGGCCCAGAAGAGGACUGA